AUGGACAGCAUCAAGAACUCUUCGUCCGUCCAGACCGCCAGUUCGUUCGAGCACCAGAUCGAGGAUGUUGAUGAUGCAGCGGCCACCGAAGCAACUAAGGGCGGUACCAAGGACGAUGAUUAUGACAUGCGUCGUAUGGGAAAGCUCCAGGAGCUGAGACGUAACUUCCGUUUCGUCUCCAUCUGGGGUUUCAGUCUACUAUUGGGCAAUGCUUGGGUGGUCGCUCUGAUUUCCAGCAAUAUCACUCUUGCCAACGGUGGUAUGGCCGGUGGAGUGUGGAUGUUCCUCAUCGUCGCUGUAGGAAUGUUUUUCUGCAUGCUUUCCAUGGCCGAAAUGGCAUCAAUGGCACCUACAGCAGGUGGCCAAUACCAUUGGGUCAGUGAGUUUGCUCCACCAAAGUAUCAACGGUUCCUUUCGUACAUGGUUGGAUGGAUGUGUGUCCUGGGAUGGCAGGCCGCUAUGUGUGCCAGUGCCUACACCCCAGCACUCAACAUCCAAGGUCUAAUUGCACUCAACGUCGAAGGCUACACGCUUCCGGGAUGGCAUGCUGCCCUUAUGACCAUUGGCAUCGUCAUCAUCUGCAUUCUCAUCAAUACCGUCGCCAUCAAGAAACUACCCUUGCUUGAGGGUUUCAUGUUGCUGUUCUUCUUUUUCAGCUUCUUCACCAUCGUCGUGGUUCUUUGGGUUAUGGCUGAGAGAACACCUGCGAAGAAAGUGUUUACUGAAUUUAGUGACAAUAUGGGCUGGGGAAACGUAGGCCUGUCCACCCUCAUCGGUAUCUUGUCUCCAUUCACCACUCUUCUUGGGUCCGACUCAGCUUGCCACUUGUCUGAAGAGCUCAAAGACGCAUCUUGGGUCCUUCCAAGAUCUAUGGCUGCUACCGCCGUGGUCAAUUACGCUCUGGGCUUCGUGACUGUCAUCACACUCAUGUUCACUCUGGGAGGUUCCGUGCAGUCUGUUCUCGACACAAAAUUCGGUCAGGGAUACAUUCAGGUUUUCUACAAUGCUGUUCAGUCAAAAGCUGGAGCAUCAGGCCUCACAGCAAUCGUUUGCAUUCUACUGUUCUUCACUGCCAUCAACCAAGUCACAACGACAUCAAGACAACUCUUUGCCUUCGCGAGAGAUGGCGGUCUGCCGUUCUCCUCAUUCCUCGGUAGAGUUCGACCUGGCAUGGACAUUCCCCUCAACGCAUGUACUGUGACCGUGGUGAUUACGGUCCUCAUCUCGCUCAUUGUCAUCGGCUCCAACACGGCUUUCAACGUAAUCACCAGUCUGUCCAGCGUUGGCCUUCUUACCUCGUACAUCAUCUGCAUCGGAUGCAUGGCCAGAAAGCGAAUCAUGAAAGAAGUUCUUCUACCCAGUCGCUUCAAUCUGGGCCGCUGGGGUCUUGCUAUCAAUAUGACAGCCAUCAUCUUCUUGUCUUUCUGUUGGGUCUUGCUUUUCUUCCCUUCCAGACCCCACCCCAGUGCGCAGAACAUGAACUGGACUAUUCUCAUCUAUGGCGUUACCUGGAUUGCUGCCGUCAUCUACUACAGGUUCAAGGGCAGGUACGACUAUGCCGGUCCUGUUGAGGGGAUCAACAAGGACUAUUGA
Aureobasidium melanogenum CBS 110374 is the source of this 1593-nucleotide messenger RNA. RefSeq names its product amino acid transporter. Gene Ontology annotation, cellular component: membrane. The transcript is spliced from 8 exons. Gene Ontology annotation, molecular function: transmembrane transporter activity. Gene Ontology annotation, biological process: transmembrane transport. NCBI's taxonomy places the organism in Eukaryota, Fungi, Ascomycota, Dothideomycetes, Dothideales, Saccotheciaceae. The record is from RefSeq and is a predicted model, not a curated record. The coding region runs from base 1 to 1593 and encodes 530 amino acids.